GUUUUAGUGGUUUUACGUCAAAGUCAAUUGGUGAUUAAAUAUUCAAUGCUUACGUGUAUUUAAUAAAAACUUGAAUCGAUUUAACUUUAUUAUUAAUUUCGAAAUGAAAGUAUACACGUUUUUGUUACUUGCGAAUUUAGCAUUUUGUAAUGCUCAAGGUCCUACCUUAGUUUUAUUGGAUAAUCAAGUUAUCAAAGAGACCCACUCAAUAUUUUUCAAAUCCUUACAAGAAAGAGGAUAUUCACUUACUUUCAAAAUCGCUGAUGAUUCUUCUCUGGUUUUAUCCCGAUAUGGUGAAUACCUUUAUAAAAAUUUAAUUAUUUUCGCACCUUCUGUUGAGGAAUUUGGUGGUAGCCUAAACGUGGAGAGUAUUACACAAUUCAUCGAUGAGGGAGGUAACGUACUGGUUGCAGGGAGCAGCAUAACUGGAGAUGUACUGAGAGAACUUGCUUCAGAAUGUGGUUUUGAGGUUGAUGAAGAGAGAGCAUUUGUAAUUGACCACUUGAACUAUGACGUAAGUGACGAAGGCCAACAUACCAAACUGGUGGUUUCAGCUGAAAACUUAAUUGAUGCACCUGUUAUCGUUGGUCCAAAGAAAGGAAUAUUCCCAUUGCUUUACCAAGGGACAGGCUUGUUAGUAGAUCCUGAAAAUCCACUAGUUCUUCCUCUAUUGACAGCUGAUAGCACUGCUUACAGUUAUAACCCUGACGAACCAAUCAAAGAGUACCCUCACGCUGUUGGAAAGGAUACCGUUCUGAUUGCUGGUUUACAAGCAAGAAAUAAUGCCAGAGUCGUCUUCAGUGGUUCACUAUUGUUUUUCUCUGAUGAUUAUUUUACCUCUCCUGUACAAAAUGCACAUGGUGGAAAUGCGAAUCCUGUAUCAGGAAAUGCAGAUGUUGCAACUGCAAUCAGUCAGUGGGUUUUCAAAGAACAUGGACAACUUAGGGUUAGAUCUGUCAAACAUCACAAAGAGGGUGAAAAGGAAGCCCCCAAAGAUUACACGAUAAUGGAACAUGUUGUAUACACUAUCGAAAUUGACAUCCUCGAAAAAGGACAGUGGAAGCCUUUCACUGCCAAUGACAUCCAACUGGAAUUCGUCAGAAUUGAUCCCUUCAUUCGCACAACCCUUCAGAGGAAGCCAUCUGGCCACUAUGAAGCUAAAUUCAAAAUUCCAGAUGUUUAUGGAGUGUACCAGUUCAAAGUCGAUUAUGACAGAGUGGGAUAUACACGCCUCUUCAGUACCACCCAAGUUUCAGUGCGCCCCUUGCAGCACACCCAGUAUGAGCGGUUCAUCACCAGUGCCUAUCCUUAUUACACAGGAGCCUUCUCUAUGAUGUUGGGCGUUUUUAUAUUUUCCUUUGUGUUUCUCCAUUUGAAGGAAGACGAGAAGAAGUCUAAGAGUGAAUAAAGUAUUUUGUUCAUUGGUUAUUGUUUAUAAAUCAGUAAAUCACUUUCAAUAUG
This is a messenger RNA of Leptinotarsa decemlineata (Colorado potato beetle), 1461 nucleotides long. It is a transcript of the gene Ost48, whose product is annotated as dolichyl-diphosphooligosaccharide--protein glycosyltransferase non-catalytic subunit Ost48. Gene Ontology annotation, cellular component: endoplasmic reticulum membrane; oligosaccharyltransferase complex. The record is from RefSeq and is a predicted model, not a curated record. NCBI's taxonomy places the organism in Eukaryota, Metazoa, Arthropoda, Insecta, Coleoptera, Chrysomelidae.